UCGAUUAUUCAUCAUUCUUGUCAACGCUAAAUAUAUACCCCCUUUUUGUUUAAUUUAUCGCGAAAAUAUAUCUAAACUUUUGUCAUUAGUUAUAUAGCAUAUAUACCCAACGUCGUUCGUUUCUAUCGUUAAAAUCAUUUGUCUCUCUUUUCAACUGUCAAUUGGAGUACCGGUAGGGAGAAAGGGGAAACGUGUCUUUCAUUAACAGCUUUUCCUUUUGGGGUGUAUAUUUCAAAUAUUAGAAGUAAAUCUCAUUAUAUCUAUCUAUCAAGUCAUCAUAUUAUAGUCAAAUUUCUCAUAUAUUUUCUUAAAACUACAUAUUUUCAUUACUUGUAUCAGAAAUUUAGCCUGGGUCAUCUGAUAAUUCAAAAGUGGGAGAAUGCUCCCAGUCCUUCAUGUCUCUGCAAUGACCCCUGAAGCUACAAAGCGUAGUAAAUAUGCCACGAUUGCGCCUCAAGGAGGUGAACAAUAUAUUCAAGCCCACAAUCAAGCAUCAUGUGCAAAUGUUCAGGAUAGAGUGAUGCCUGAGCGUCCGGGACAGCCUUCGCCGCUGGGCAAUUCAUCUCCAAGUCGCCAGAAUUCUCGAAGUCUACCUUCGAGAGAAGUUACAGACGAGAACUUUGACGAUGCCUACGUAGGCUUCAUCAUGUACUGCAAUCCCGCGGUGGCAUCAGAUACAGAUACUGCUGAAUUGAAGCGAAUAUUUCGCGCGCCUCCCAAAAGUGACAACAAAAGUUUCAGCACUUUUGUAUUAUUCGAAUUGAUUUGUAAAUUAGAGAAUAAGGAGAUCAAAACGUGGGCACAAUUGGCAAUAGAUUUGGGAGUUGAACCUCCUUCUUUGGAGAAAGGUCAGAGUGCUCAAAAGGUACAACAAUAUGCUGUUAGGCUCAAGCGGUGGUUGCAUGCAAUGCAUGUUGAUGCAUUUUUUGAAUAUUUAUUGAACAAACCUCAUGUGUAUUGGACACAAGUACCAUCCCCUGGCGAAUCACCAUCAGAGCAUGGUCGAGAUGGGGUACCCGCCGAUGAAGAUUUGGCUCUCCGUGCUUUGCUUCCGGAAACAAGACCUAAGCGUGGACGAAAGAAGGCCGAGGAUAGGGAAGAUGAUGAGAUAGGGAGAUCACCAUCUCAACGUCCUCGGUUACACUCGCCUACACUAUCUGAAGAUUUUAUGAUUCCCAGGGCGACCUUACAUCCGGAUAGUGCUACACCAGCGACAGCAAAUUCUUCUUUCCAACAGGGCUUCGAUGCUCGUUUAAGUCCAUGGUCUGCAACAGAAGUUCGAGGCCCUUUAGUGGACAACUUCAGAUGGGGUGCUCCACCAGAAAGUGCAACUCCUCUAUCAGCUUAUCCACAAUCAGCUCUCACUCCAUCAAACAGAACACACCUAUGGCCGGAUAGCAAUGAACCUCAAUCAGCCACAACGCCGAAUAAAUCUCGGUCAAGGCGUCGUCAUGGGCCUGCAGUAUCAUCAGCAUGGCCAAGUAAUGGUAGUGCCUCUACUGGAAAAUUACGAGGUAGACCACCUAAUAACCGUUCUGUUACAGAUGGUCCGUUUUCGACCUUUCCUGCCAAUCCUGGUUCAACAAGAGAUACACCAACCGCUACUCCUAUAGUGGCAGAUUCCGAGAUUUCUCAUUUCUUUCCUGCUGGUGUCAGGGCCACUCCACCUACUGUCAUUCCACAAACUCAAAAUUCUCGACCAAGCCGACUUUCGCUACAAGUCCCACAAAGAAAAGGUGGAAACGUUCGAUUAGCAACACCGCCACCACCCGUUGUACUUCUAAACGGUGAGACCGAUACGAAUAUGCAAAAUGAUUUAAUUGAACAAUCUCAACAAACGUCACUCAUGGAGUAUUUCAACAAUCCUGCCAAUGGACCUCAAGACCCCAGUUUCGAACACUUUGUCAGUAUAGCAUUUCGUCAAAAUGAAGAUUUUGACCGUACCAAUAUCGAUGCUUUAGAAUCUCACUUCAUUGGAGAAAUUCUUGCCGCCGAAUGGUACGACGGAGCCGGAAAUUCGAUCCAACGAUGCUCUAUAGACGAAGCAUCCAAAAUCUGCAAACAAGUCAUCCGAAAUCUUCAAGCGGAAUCUAGCAGCACAGAAGCUUUCCUUAUUAAUCUUUCAGCACUGGCAGGCGGUCCCCUCAUGACACGUCUUCGCGUCACAAGACUUGAAUUCCCCGGCCCGCCACCAAGAACGGAUUACGAAUGUCAUUGGAAAAUGAGAUUUGGUAGCCUUGAAGGGGAUUUUACGAUAAGAGCUACAGUUGUGGAGAAUAACCUGGAGAUGGGAAUGAGGGAAGGAAUGGGAAAUAUGGGGAGAGGAAUCGAUGACAAUGAAGAGAGUUGGAAGGCGAAGUAUCUCAGUUUGCAACAGCAGAUUAAGGAGAGAGAUGCGAAGGUUAUGAGGUUGAAGAGGGGAAUGGUCGAUGCGUUGGUUAUUAGUGAGGAAUGGAUUAAGGGAGGUAAUGUCUUUCAGAAUCAGGGAUAGUGGAGGUAGCACCAAAAGGUUGACAAAGUUUAAUAAAUCGAGGCAAUAUUCUGUUUGAGGAGUUCAGAAGGACAUUUCGGUCACUAGAGGGGUUUGUUCUAGUAUGGUGGUGCUUGAAGUACAUAUAUUUAGCAUAAAUUAGAUAUCCACAAGGCAGAGUUCAAGAUAUACUUUCACUGAAAAACUUCAGAGCCAGUUCGUCAAUUUAAAGAACGAGAAUAUAUGAUGAUAAAAAUGUCUUUUGUACCCGGGGGUAUGGAAAUAUGUGACCAAAAUUGUCAUUGGUACCCACCCCCCCGGUCAGUAGAUAUGCAACAAAACUUUAUAGUGCGGUGCGAAUGAGUGAAUGAGAUAUUCACGUGAUAAAACAUUUCUUCCUCAUCCAAUGGCUACUCGUCCUCUAAUCACCGAUUAGGUUUCUCGACGUCGAUCUCGCAUUACCUACCUAUGUUAUAGCUAUAUAACACGGUCUCGCAGAAUCGUCCACGCCGCAAUCCAAAGUUGAUGAGAGAGAGGUAAUAAUCUAUCACUAUGUCAAUUGAUUUUCUCAUCCCGAAAAUCCGUUUUCAUACUCUCUAUCUCUGGCUCGGAAUCUCUGGUUCGGAUAAUGAGAAUAUACAUGCUGCGCUAUUUAAGAUUUGUGCCUUUUACCAUCCUGCCGAUUCAUCUUUAGGUUUUUCUCGGAGAUCAAGAUAGGUCGUGGAUUUGAGAGGGGAGAUUUGUGGGAUAGUAAUGUUCCUAUUGUUUUACUCUUAUUUUCGAUGGGAUGAUAGGGUGUAUGGUUUUGAUUUGUGAUCUUGUGGAGUUGUGGAAACGGAGAUUGUAUUGAGAGUUAGGUGGAAAGCGUGGAGUAGGAGUGAGGAUGUUGGUUGAGAGAGGGAGAUUGAAGUAUAUUGGGAUAGAGAUGAUUGGAUUGCGUUGGCACGGUACACAGCGGUGCAUGUUAAGAGGAGUGAGGAUACGAGUCUGAUGCGAGUUUGGAUAUGGGGAUCGGGCCCUGUUAGAGUUAUUCCAGGUGAUUUGCAGCGCGAAAGAGAGACUUGAUACGAUAUCUGGGAAGUGCUGGAAACUAAGUUGUUCUUUUCCUGUAGCUGUUUAUCCGACGAGACGAUUAGGAAUGAAGCUUUGAUAGUCGUGGGAGAACAUUUGGGCUUUCGGAGGAGAAUCCCUGAAGGAUUUUAGAAUGUAUCCUAGUUGGUUUCAAGCUACUUUCUCGAAGAUUCAAGCAGGAAAGUUGAAGGCCGAUGCGGGAUCGCCUUUACUCGCUGGUGGUGUUCUUUGCAGGAGUGUAGGACCUGAUCAUAGUAUUUUGAUUUGCAAUAGGAAAAUCAAAGUUCAUUAUUUGAGC
Botrytis sinoallii is the source of this 3839-nucleotide messenger RNA. RefSeq lists its product as uncharacterized. The record is from RefSeq and is a predicted model, not a curated record. The transcript is spliced from 4 exons. The coding region runs from base 380 to 2491 and encodes 703 amino acids. NCBI's taxonomy places the organism in Eukaryota, Fungi, Ascomycota, Leotiomycetes, Helotiales, Sclerotiniaceae. Gene Ontology annotation, molecular function: DNA replication origin binding.